This is a messenger RNA of Spodoptera litura, 1887 nucleotides long. RefSeq names its product saccharopine dehydrogenase-like oxidoreductase. Gene Ontology annotation, biological process: glycolipid biosynthetic process. The record is from RefSeq and is a predicted model, not a curated record. NCBI's taxonomy places the organism in Eukaryota, Metazoa, Arthropoda, Insecta, Lepidoptera, Noctuidae. Gene Ontology annotation, cellular component: lipid droplet; mitochondrion; plasma membrane.
UGGCGCUAUAGCCGCGGCGCGCUCAUGCUACAUCUACAAUUUUACAAUACCUAUAACCAAUACCUAAUUAACUGUUAAAAAUGCUGUAAAAUCAUAACAAUAUUCCUAAUAUUCAUACAAAUUAUUGAAUCUAACUACCUACUUUAGGUAGGUAGUACUUAAUAACAUAGUUUUUUUUUACGGCGGAAUCUACAUGUAAAAACAGCACGAUCAUAGUAUUGAACUUGGCAUUGAACUUUGAACGGAUCACAUUGUUUGUUAAUAUAUUAUCGCUGUGAUAUUCUGAAUGAGGUAAAUAAUUUACGGAGGUAUUAUUUUCAUAUCUAGCUAGUACCGGUAGGUCACCGUCAACGGUAGACGUAUAAUAUCUAUUGACAUUAUUGACUAGUUUGUAUUUGCUCCUGUACCUACAUAUCUACUCUUUGAUAUUGUCUCAGUGCCAGUGUAGACCGGUAAUUAAUUUUACAUAAAUUUUAUUGCAAUGUCACGUUUAGACCUCGUAAUAUUUGGGGCUACGGGUUUUACGGGUAAGCAAGCUGUAAUACAUAUGGUAAAAUUUGCUAAGAAAUAUGACCUUGCAUCAUGGGGAGUUGCCGGUCGAUCUGAAGCGAAACUUCGCUCUAUGAUGACAGAGGUAUCCAAAAAGACUGGAGAAGAUGUUUCGAGUGUGAAAGUCAUAAUAGCAGAUAUAGAUGAUGAUAAAUCUCUCAAAGAUAUGUGUGUUCAAACUAAGAUGAUUGUUAAUUGUUGUGGACCUUACCGCAAGUAUGGGGAACCUGUCGUCAAAGCGGCUGUGGAGAACAAGACUAAUUAUGUAGAUGUAAGUGGUGAACCCCAGUUCAUGGAAACAAUGCAGAUCCGUUAUGAUGAACAAGCACGGCAAGCCGGAGUGUUUAUCGUUAGCGCGUGUGGUUGGGAUAGCAUUCCUGCUGAUAUGGGAGUAAUCUUCCUGAAACAACAUUUCGCUGGUACUCUUAACUCUGUGGAGUCUUACUUAGAGUCGUAUUUGCCACCAGAAUUUAAGGCUGAGUCACGCGAACGAGGCCUCAUCAAUUAUGGCACAUGGGAGUCAUUGGUCUAUGGUAUUGCUCAUAUGAAUGAGUUGCCAGGUCUAAGGAAGAAGUUGUAUCCUGAACCUCUACCUCGCUUAAAGCCCAAACUUCAACGUCAAACACUGCACAAGAAGGAUGGCAAGUGGUAUCUCCCAUUUCUUGGAGCUGAUGAGUCAGUUGUCUAUCGUACUCAGCGCUAUUUAUAUCACAAUGAACAGGAACGUCCUAUUCAAUUCAAAGCUUACUUCAAAUCUGGAAGUUUGUGUCAAUCCAUUCUUAGUAUUUUUGGAGCCGUAAUACUAUUAAUUAUGACAAAAAUGUCAUUCACCAGAAAUAUUUUGCUUAAAUAUCCCAAGAUUUGUUCCCUGGGCAUGGUGACAAAGGAGGGUCCUACUGAUAAUGUUAUGAAUAAUACACAUUUUUCAUUUGAGCUUGUCGGAAAAGGAUGGGAGAGUGGUUCUGAUGUACAGAACACAAAGCCAAAUAAGACCGUUGUUGCUAGGGUUACUGGCACAAAUCCAGGAUAUGGUGCCACAGUUGUAGCACUUCUGAUGGCAGCACACACUGUUCUCAAGGAGAAAGAGAAGUUGCCUGGAGCAGGUGGAGUUACAACUCCAGGAGCCGUUUUCAAAAAUACCAAUUUAAUAAAUAAACUCAUCGAAAAUGACUUGAAGUAUGAAAUUGUUGGGACCAAGUAACAUUUAAACUUGCAAGCAUUUUUUUUUAAAUUUAUUUUUGGCAUUAGAAUUUAAGGUUUAGUUUUUAUUAUGGAAAACUAUGUGAGAGCAUAAUGCGAGGAAACCAUUUCUAUUUAAAUAAAUACUUAUAUAAAUAU